Messenger RNA from Schistosoma curassoni, 5348 nucleotides. Lineage: Eukaryota; Metazoa; Platyhelminthes; Trematoda; Strigeidida; Schistosomatidae. The record is from the annotation of a GenBank genome assembly.
GUUUGCCGCUGUGGUUAAACGUUUUGGCUUGCUUGGAGUUUCUGGCAUGUAGACUAGUUUUUGAUGGCAAUAAGCCCAGAAUCAAAUUUCGACCUCAAAGCAGAUCCUGGAAGCGCAUCAUUUUCUGAUUCUGGUGUAAGCAGCAGUUUCUCUUUAAAAACUAAUGCGAGUGCCUCUGUCUCAAUCAUUCCUUCCCCUCCGUUAUCUGGAUUUCCUGGAUGCACAGAUUCAAAUGGUUCCCCAUCACUUGAUCAAUCAUAUCUAAAUUUCCAAAAUAAAACGUACCCAGGAUUUUCGGACUGUAGCAAUUUACCUAUGUCUGCUAAUCAUCCAUAUCCUUUGCCGUCCAGACAUUCUUUUCCCCAGGGUUUUUUACCAAGUCCACCGUCAGCCUAUGCUUCAAGUUACACCUCUUCACAUGGUGUUUCAAAUUCGUUCUACCAACGUCAGGUUCCGUCCACUAUUUGCUCAGCUCCUAACAACAGUUAUGGUCUGUCACAGAUAUUUCCUCAUGAUAUGUUACAAAAUUCCAUGAUUGUCAACAGGGAUCAACACAACGGUUCUGUUGGUUCGUUAGAAAGUCAUUUUUCCCAACAUCGUGACCAUGGACAGUUUCCAUAUUCAGAUCCGUUCCAUUCUUCUGAUUUACGUCCUCUUCACAUCACUACGUCACCUCGCCAGUUAGGUCCUCACAACAGCCAUACUAAUAUGGGUGAUGUAACUUGUACAGAUUCUCUUGGAAAAAUUUCACCUCGAGAUUCUCCUAACGGCGUACCCGAUCAUUCUAUUACGCCUUGUGGAACAGUCAGCUCUGGUCCUGGGUCAUUGGUUAACUGCAGAUCGUCUAGAACCAUAGAAAGAGGUUCUGAAGUAUCUGCUGCUGAUAGUAAUUCUAACGUUGGAUCCAUAAAGGCAACAUUCACUCCUUGCAAGGUAUGUGGCGACAAAGCAAGUGGCUACCAUUAUGGGGUGAUUUCUUGUGAAGGUUGCAAGGGUUUCUUUCGUCGAAGUAUUCAAAAACAAAUUGAAUAUAAGUGUUUAAGAGAUGGAAAAUGUCUUGUAAUACGUUUAAAUCGUAAUCGUUGUCAAUAUUGUCGUUUUCGUAAAUGUCUUGCUGCUGGUAUGUCAAAAGAUAGUGUACGAUAUGGUAGAAUGCCUAGACGAACACGUGGUUCUGACUGUGGAAGAGAUAAUUCAGACCAGCUAAUGUCAAUACCGCAUAAUUCAUCUACAAAUUCAAUGAGAAUUGAUUCAACUAUUGGUAAUGGUAGUGGACAUGUUUCAGCUUUUAUUCCACCACCUUCGUGUACAUCAGAAUUAUCAGGUAAUUCGGUAGUAGUGGGAGCAGCGGCUGUGGCAACGACUACAACAACCACAACUACGACUACUGGUCGUUAUGGUAUAUGUAGUAGACCGGGGAAUGAUCAUCUUGGUUUAUAUGAAACUAUACUAACUAUAAGUCAAGCUUAUCAAAAUUUCUCUCCAUAUACCGAUGAAAAGAUUAAAGUUAUGCGAUGCAGACCAAUCACUUUGUCGAAUGUAACACGUGAAUUUUGGCCUGAAAAAGUGGAUGAGCAUCGAUUACGUAUGCAUGAAGAAUUAAGUCAAUUAUUAGCACCAUGUAUACAACAAGUUGUAGAAUUUGCUAAACGUAUCCCGGAAUUUAGUUCACUUGGUCAACCAGAUCAAUUAGUAUUAAUUAAAGCGGCAUUUUUUGAAGUAUGGCUUGUUCAAGCAUCACGUUUAAUAUCAACACAUGAUCGUAAAAUAACAUUGGCUGAUGGUAAACAAAUUACUAAACAAGAAUUAGAUUUUAUAUAUUCACCGAGUGUUGUGUGUUCAAUUUUCUCGUUCUCCGAAAAUUUCAAUUCAUUAGUGCUGAACGACACCGAAGUUGCUCUUUGUUGUGCUGCUGUCAUCACUAAACCAAAUCGUUAUGGUUUGAUUGAACCGAAUAAAGUAGCCAUUAUGCAAGAUCAUCAUUUAGCUGCUCUUCGUAUGCAAUUAGAACGUAAUAGACCAAGAGAGUCUACCUUAAUUGGGCAAGUACGAAAUGUGAUUAAUCAAGCGACCACAGUUGGGGAUGAAGUACAAUUAUGUAUUCGAUGGUAUAGAGAAAAUUGGUAUCGUACACGAUUAGCACCAUUAUAUGCUGAAACAUAUGAUAUUCCACAUGAAGAUACUUCUACUGUACCUAUAUCCAAUCAUGGUGCAUCAACACCUCUUCCUAAUCCUUCUCAACAUACAGGUAAUUCAUAUCCUAUAUGCCCAAAUAUUUCGUCUGUUUGCCCACAAGCUAUUCCAUAUGGUGAUGUCACAAAUACAACACCAUUAAAUUAUGGUUCUUCAACAGCAUCUAUUCCACAAGCUGUUCAUCAUCAUUAUCCAAAUCAAUCUAUUAAUAGAUCGGAUAUUUCCAAUAUGAUACCAUCUUGUUCAAUUAACGGAAAUAUGGUUUACUGCAAUAAUAAUAACAAUGGAAAUAGAAUUCAAACUGGUAAUAUUGAUCAUUGUUCUUCUGAUGGUCAAAUACACGACGUUACUCAAAAACAAAACUCACAACAUCAAAUUCAUCAACAAUCACAUUUAAUUCCAGAUUCAUCUCAUAUGAGAGGAUCUUAUUCGUCAACUACAAAUUUAACAUCAAAUUCUGAUUCACCUUUAAAUAAUCAAUCACAUGCAUUUUCUGGACAAUUUAAUUAUCAUGAUAAUUCAAUAACCUAUAAUCCAUCCAAUUCGAAUACAUAUUCAAAUUCCAGAGAUUGUUCUCCUUCUUCUACACAAAUGCUUUCAACAAACUACUUGGUGCCAUCACCUCAACAACAACAACAACACCAACGAAGUCAAGUAUCUGUUUUACAAUCAUCUCAAUACUCUUGUUCUUCAGCAAUAACCUCACCUCAACGUCAAGUCACCUCAUCAGUACAAUCAACAGGAAUGAUAUCGACACAAAAUCAAAAUGAUCAUAUGAGUUUAAAUAAAUCGGUAAUUUCGGUUAAAAACCAUAGUUCACGUUCUAAUACUCCUACAUCUUACAAUAAUAAUAUAAUUCAUCCUAGUAGUACAAAUGAAAGUUUGCCGCCUUUAUGGACAAAUAUGAAUACUGACAGUAAUAAUAAUAAUAAUGGUAAUAAUGGUCUAAGUGAUCAUGCAAUCAGUUCAAAUGGUGGGACACCAGAAAUCCAACAGCAAUCACAUCAUCAACAAUAUCAUACCUCACCAAUCUCACAGUCAGAUAUAAUGAAUAAUACUCCUGACACUAAGCAUAAUUUAAAUGCAUUAUCACCUAUUAAUGAAACUUUAUCAUGCGAACAACAAGAUACAUAGAUAUCUAGUGAAUUAUUAUAAUUCGUGAGUUAUACAGCUUAAAUAAUCUACUUUUCACUUAUAUGAUAAAUACAGUGUAUUCGGUGUAUAUAUACAUUUAAAACAUUUAUAGCUUAUAAAAGAACCACUGAAUAAGUUAUACAGGGGUUAAGCAUAAGAUAUCAUGUAAAAAUUUAAAUCGACCGAUGAGUUUAUGUAACUUUGUUUACUGAAUAACACAUUUUAUAGCUAUCAGUUAUUUCAGCGCAAAAUACUGGUCGAUGUAUUAGUAAGCUAGAUAAAGUCGGGAGGUGAACAAAACAACAUAGUCUCUAACUGUUUUCUUGAACCAUAUCAUGAGAUGUGGACCUCCUUAUUGAUCAUUUUAAUAAGUUGUUUUGGGGUUAUUAAGUAAUAUAACUCAGGACCGAUGAGUGACGUAAAUAAAUUCAUUCUACAUAUUCCUCUUAAUCCUAAGCAUUUGUAUUAUUCCAUGCUUUUUAUUUCUUGAUUUUAUUUUUUCGUCCUAAAUUGUAUUCUUUAUGUUCACUUUCUUCUCUAGAAGUUGUCGGUAGUGUAUUAAUUAUUUCGAAUCAUUUCGCUUUACUUCUUUUUCACUUCUUGUCAGUCCAUGAAGUCAUUGACUGUUAGUCUGAAGUAUAUUAGUAGAUGGAGAUCACCUGGUUAUGGUCUGUGUGAUAACCUCAGUCAGUGGUUGAAGACUUCGGUUGACAUGUUUCAGGAUCGUUCACCCUUUAUCUUCCCCUUGAUCUUGAAUCCCAGCAUUUCUUCAUACCUACCUUUCCUCUAUGUUCUCAAUGUCCAGUCGUUCUCAUUAUUAUUUCUACCAAGUAUAUGAUUCUGUUUUGUUUAAAUCCAUGUAUAUAUGUUCAUUGUCGAUAUUAACAAAAAGGGGAAGAUAUAUUUAGUGUCAGAUCAUAUAAUUAAUCAGUAGCUCAAGAAAAAUAAGACAUUAUAAGUCAGUCAGCAACAACGUAGAACUUCAUACGUUGUCAAUACCGUAUUAUUAUCAUAGUAUUACUAAGGUUUUGCAUAGUCUAGUUCUAUACUUCUUGUGGUUACUUUGAAAUUAGCUGAAUUUCAAAGAGGUUUAAUGCUUGACUAAAAGGUUUAAAAUAAAUCAUACUUCUUUGAUUUAUUUUUUUUAUAGUAAUUGUUCUCUAGAUUUCGUUGCUUUGAAAGUUUUGUUAGUAGUGGAUAUACUACUUAAAUAUGGUUUUAUUUUUAUCAAGCUACGUCAUAGAAUUCCUUUUAGAGGGAAUGAUUUCGUAAAUUGACAGAAUAAAUACACAGACAAUAUAAUUCUAUUUGGUGGAAAUAAUAAAAUGCUGUCUUCAAGGUGACCUUACAACUUCUACUAUUCGGAAACUUUUCGUGGUACUGUUUCAUAACUUUUUAUGAAUUAUAUUCGAAAACCUAAUGCUGGGUACAGUAAAUUAGUGUUAUUAUAUUUGAUACUAAGAAAUGAGAAAUAAUGUUCGUUAAGCGUUUUUUAGCGAGUUAGUUUUCUACGGGUUGGGGUUGCUAACCCUAUACCCGACCCUCCUGCUUUAUCCAGGCUUGGGACCGGCAGUAGCCCCAGAGGGGCCUCAGGAGGACAUAGUAUUCACUAAUGGUAGUCAUCAGAAGUUAUAAUAAAUAAAACUGGGUAUGAAAAUGGGUAUUCUACUUUCUAAAUUGUAUAUAUUCAAGGAUCCACUAUGUUGUUAGUGGUUUCCGAUUUGAAACAAUCCUUCAUCAUAAUUCAAAAGCUCAUAAUUAUUGUAUCUUCUUUCGUUUAUUUCAAUUUGUAGGAAAUUUCUCUCCGGAAUUAUAUGUAAAAUAAAACUUGCCAAUAAUGACUAUCCAAAUUCUUAUCAUUGAUUAACAUACAGAAAGAAAUAAAACAAUUCUUAAGACUUUAUUUUAUAAUCAACAUAUUUGUAUUCAAUCCUUAUCCUUGCAAAUUGAAUUCUUCUUCUAAUUCUCAGGGAAUUCUCUAAAAGAAACCAACAAUUUUAUUUCUAAGCAUUACAUAAUAG